Molecule: messenger RNA, 2391 nt
Organism: Spinacia oleracea (spinach)
Lineage: Eukaryota; Viridiplantae; Streptophyta; Magnoliopsida; Caryophyllales; Amaranthaceae
Exons: 7
Coding region: 297-2303 (668 amino acids)
Source: RefSeq, a predicted model, not a curated record
CAGAGUAGUUAUAGAUUUAAUGUUUCCGUUAUGUUACUUUAACAUCAUUGCGUAGCCUUCUCUCCCAUUUCGAAUUCCCAUUUGCUCUGCUCAUCUUCUUGCUAAUGUUCUGAUCCUUCUACUUCGCAAAUCAAUUUAUUCUAACCCUCUAAUUCUCAUCCCUUCAAAAUCAACGUUCUCAAUUGUUUAAUUUUCGUCUCUAAAAAUCAGACUUCCGUCCAGACAGAGAAGCUAGAUGAUCAGUGGAGAGCGAGUUUUCCGGCAAUUGAUUUUAAAACCAGUUACCUUGAACAAAGAUGUUGCGGAUAAAAUCCACACGACGAUGUUAUACGUAUUGCACAGUGAUCACAGUGUUGCUGCUCUUAUCAGUCUCUCUCCUCCGUCGCCUUUCAAUUGACCAUCUAAGCUCAUUCCAGCGUGAAGUCAGGGUCGUCUUUGAUGAUCCCUUUAACUUUAAAGAUCGUUGGUAUCAGGAUUCUGAUGCUGAUAUCAUAGACCACCAGUCCAAAUUUUCCAAUGAGGUAGAGAUCCUCAGAGGCCUCAACUCUAUAGUAGAAGAGAAUGAUCCAUUUAGGAUUUCUUCUUCUUCUGGUUACUAUUUUGAUCAUUCUUCUUCUGUUGUUCGUCGUGCGUUAGACCAACGACCCGUAGAUGAUAUUGAACGGUGGGGGGAUUAUGCGAUGCCAUUUGUUGAUGAGUUUGCUGGGAGCAAGGUUGCGUUUGGUUCGGAUGAUGUGCCUGUGGAUGAGGAGUUGAGAAAAAAGUUGAUUAAAGUGAAUGGCAUUGAAGAUGCACUUUUGUUAAGACUAGGAUCGAACUUUUCGCCCCUAAGAGAGGGUUGGGGAGAUUGGUUUGAUGCCAAGAGUGACUUUUUGGGGAGAGAUAGUAGGUUUGAGUCCAAACUGGAAUUGUUACAUCCUGUUAACAAUCCGCUUUUUCAGGAUCCAGAGGGGUUUGGUGUUACUGGACUUACAAGAGGAGAUAAGGUCGUGGAGAGAGGGUUGGUUCAUGAGAUGAAUAAAGCUCCAUUUAUUGUAAAGACGUCCUUGGGAUUUCCAGAUAUUAGGUUUGGCGAAGAUAAUAUUGACAAUCAAGCCAAAGAAGGUAGUAGUAUGAAUUAUAAAAGUCGGGACAGAGGCAAUGGAGGACAGGGAUCUGGUCUUGAUAAACAAACUGAAGUAAGGAAAAAUGAAUUUAGAACUCUGGGUGAUGAUAAAAUUGCUGCAUUGGGUAGUCAUGCUAUGAAAGGAGUAUAUGACAGAUCCUUGAGAAAAGGUGCAGAAGAUUAUGAUUCUUCUCUGGGUAAAAUAGAUAAAGGAGAAAUCCAAAAAGUUACAGAUUCUGUUGCACAUAAUGAGUCCGAGUCUUCAGGUUCCAUGUAUGCUGGUGGCAGAAGAUGGGGUUAUUUUCCCGGACUGCAACCUUAUCUAUCCUUUCCAAGUUUUAUGGAUUCCUUUUUCAGGAAAUCCAAGUGUUCUAUGAGGGUGUUUAUGGUGUGGAAUUCAGCCCCUUGGAUGUAUACCGUCAGACACCAGAGAGGCCUCGAAAGUGUGUUUUUCCACCAUCCAGAUGCCUGUGUUGUUGUAUUCUCGGAAACCAUUGAACUUGAUUUCUUCAAAGAGUUUCAGAAAGAUGGUUUCAAAAUCGCGGUUGCAAUGCCGAACCUGGAAGAACUUUUGAAAGAUACACCUACAAGCAUAUUUGCUUCUGUUUGGCAUGAAUGGAGGACUACCAAAUUUUAUUCUAUUCAUUACAGUGAACUCAUCCGGCUUGCUGCACUCUACAAGUACGGGGGUAUGUAUCUGGAUUGUGACAUUGUAGUACUCAAGCCAAUAUCUUCCUUUAGGAAUUCGGUUGGAAUGGAGGUGUUGGCUCCUGGGAGUCCUCUGAAUGGUGCUGUUAUGGCUUUCAAUAAGCACAGUUUCUUUAUCAGGCAAUGCAUGUUGGAGUUCUUUUCCUCAUAUGAUGACACCCUGUUGAGAUGGAAUGGUGCUGAUCUGUUAACAAGAGUUGCUGGAAAUUUCUCCAGAAAAGAAAAUGAUGUGAAGAAAAAGCGGAUGCUGAAAGUGCAGGUCGCAUCGAACUUCUUUCCUAUUAGUUCACAUGAUAUUCAAAGAUACUUCAUUGCACCAGUGACAGACGAUGAAAAGGCUCAUCAGCAUGCUCUGCUAAGAAAGAUUCUCAAUGAGUCGCAUACUUUCCAUUUCUGGAACAGUUUAACUUCUGCUCUUGUUCCAGAACCGUAUAGCUUGGUAUCAAGAAUUAUCAACAGUUUUUGUAUUCGCUGCUUGGAUGUGUUGUAAAAUCCAAUAUACUUAUUCUCUCAAAAUCACAGAUUAAUGCUCUUACUAUACUUACACAUAAACAAUGCAAAAAUCAGCCUAUCUUACA